CUCAUCUCUGCCAUCACCCAAUAAAUAGCCAGACAAGCCCUCACCAUUCCAGAACACUUGGAGAGAUGAGACAAUCCCACCAGCUGCCCCUAAUGGGGCUCCUAUUAUUUUCUCUUAUUCCAAGGCAACAAUGUGAGAUCUGUGAGGUAAGCAAAGAAAACUAUACUGCUCUAAGCCCUCUGAUAAGCACAAUGAUCAAUUCAAAAUAUAACAAAGGAAUCCAAGCCGCCAGUGUACUGCUGUCCCUCAGACUUGGUGGGUUCCUGAGCCAAAGCCAAGAUCAACAGCUGAUUGAAAAAGUCCUUCUCGCUACAAGAAGUACAGAGCCAUCGUUAACCUCGGGACAGCUUGCCUUGGCUAUUCUGGCGUUGGGAGCAUGUAAAGGGCCUGAUGGAACUUCUAUAAAUUAUUCUGAACGGGUCAAAAAUCUACAAAAAAAAUUCCAAGCAGAAAUUAAAAAUAUGGAAGAACAUGAUGGUAAUCCACUAACUAACUACUACCAGCUCAGCCUGGAUGUUUUGGCCUUGUGUCUGUUCAGAGGGAAGUACUCAAUUCGUAAAGUUGCUGAAAUCUUCAAACCUGGAAAUAAAAAUUACUAUUUCAAUGAACAGUUCUCAGUAGAUACUGGUGCGAUGGCUGUCCUGGCUCUGACCUGUGUGAAGGGGAAAAUAACAAGAAGGCAGAAGCAAACACAAAGAAAGGCUAUGAAGAAUAUUGUUAAUCAUACGAAGUCACUGGUAAAUGAGAUUCUAUCUCAAAAAACAGAAAAUGGUCUCCUCGGAAACAUAUAUAGUACAGGAGAAGCUAUGCAGGCUCUCUUUGUUUCAUCAAUGUAUUACCUCGAAAAUCAAUGGGACUGCCAAAAAACACGGGAUAUGGUGCUCACAGAAAUUUCUCGAGGAGCAUUCCAUGUGCCAACCGCUGCAGCUCAAAUCUUACCGGCCCUGAUGGGAAAGACCUACCUGGAUGUUAACAAAGCCUCUUCUUGUGUCUAUGGCUCAGAUCCCCUCCACAUCUCCACUCCGGAGCCUGUAUCGGUGACGCCCACUGUCUCACCCUCUCAAAUCCAAGUAAAUUACUCUGUGGUAAUCAAUAAUCAAAUAGAUAACAUCACGGUCCAUGUGGCAAAUGGUUCUGUCUUCCUAGAUGUGAUGGAACAAGCUAAGAAAGAAAAUGCAACUCGAUUUAGUUUCACAGCAGAGGAGAACUCAUGGGGCCCCUACAUCACCAGCGUUCAGGGCAUAAAGGCCAACAACAAUGACAGG
Molecule: messenger RNA, 1265 nt
Organism: Ailuropoda melanoleuca (giant panda)
Lineage: Eukaryota; Metazoa; Chordata; Mammalia; Carnivora; Ursidae
Product: transcobalamin-1
Exons: 8
Biological process (GO): cobalamin transport
Molecular function (GO): cobalamin binding
Source: RefSeq, a predicted model, not a curated record